AUGCCCACGCCACUUCCGUCUAGUUUUGCCUCGGCCGCCGCUGGCAACACCCACGACUCCUCGAACAGGAGAGGGGAUGGUUCUGCCGGUGGAGAAUGGUCUCGAACUCGCAUGAAUGGAGCAACACAGACUUUCCGCCGUCCGUCCGUUGCGACAAACCCUUCUCAUAACCGGGAUGCCAGCCAACCCACGUCGGCUACCACUCCCACCGUGGGCACCUACACUCCUCCGCAUAUGUCCUCGACCUACCAGUCCAGUGCACUCCGCAACGGAGCAGCUACCGACACGCGUUAUUCAAAGGAUCAGCUACUUAGUCUCUACAAAACCCAACGAGAGUCGGGCGUACUGGGGAAGAACGUUGCAGAUUACUUCGUAGCUGACUGGAAUCCCCACGAGACGUCACCCGUCAACGGCGCCUGGGGGAAACGGGAAGACUCGAAGGAUAACCCCUCCGGCCCGGAAGUGUGCUGGGAUCAUGGGGGCCAGGUCGAGCCGUUGGGCCUGGUAGAUAUGACGGAUGAUGAGAAAGAGUUAUUUACUCUCUCCGUCAACUCCCCCCUUAAGCCGCCACCGACGAACGCUUCGAAAGAGAACGCUGGCACCGGUACUGGUGGACGCAAGCUGUCUAUCUCCCAAGGCCAUAUGAAUAAUUUCAACACCGCAUCUCCCAGUGCUGGGCGCCCCGGCCCCAGACGCCGGGAGACGGGCGACUCGACCGGAAAUCCCAUGUCUCCCACCACCAGCGGCUCUCGCUUUUUCCGUGACGAACCGAACACCUCCACCCCGCCCCCAUCCCUUUUGCGCCGCAAGACCGAUUUCCGAGAUACCUCUUCCGCCGCCCGAUGGGAGGAGAAAGAGAAAGAAAACGUGGCUCGAGACGCAAACGCCGAAACUGCCUCUCCUUUCGGUUCUUUGAAGCGGAGUUCGACCAAUCCUUUGAGCGCGGCACCGGGCGCCUCGAAUUCUCCUUGGGGAUCUGCGUCGCAAAGUGCCAACUUCUCACCCAUGGGAGCGUUUGGUGCAUUUUCUCUGGGCACGGCUACUACCCCGACAACCGAAAAGAAGGCCGGGUUCGGUAGUCUCCGCGGAGAGAGCCGUUUGAAGGGGCUGUUUUCGAAGGAUAGCUCUGAGGACAUUUCGGCCUCUAUCAAGGAGAAGUCGUCCCUUAGUAGCUUGGAACGCCUGGGCGAGACGGAGGGCGAGAAGCGCGCUCAGUCGCCUUGGGGAGAGCCCGUGAAGACGCGUACUGGCCGCAGCGAGACGAACCCCUUCUCGGAGGAGCCUCGCAGUGGAAGUGCCGCGCUUGGCGGGUCUCAGGAAAUCAGCACUCCCUCUCAGCCUGCGGACCAGCUUGGGUUCUCGGCUUUCGGCAUGACCUCUAGCAUCCCUGGAUUCAGGGAAUUGAUGCAGAGCCAUGAGAACUCUCGUAACCCUACUCCGAGUCUGUUGCAGGGACAUGAACCCACCAGCCCGACCAACACGAACCCAUAUCAGAGCCCUCACGGCGACCGGGGUGGUGGCGACGAUGACGUGGAGACUGAUGGCUCCGACAUUCAGAACUCCACGCAUCCCGGCAUCACUGGUCUUCGUGAUACCUCGUCCGCGUUUGGUUCUAUCCGACGGGUAGGAUCGGGCAUCGACUUGCCUUCAAUCGAUCGCAGCCAGACGUCUAGUGCCGCCGGCAACCGCAGCUUCUCCAGCCUGGGUGGGCUGGGAGGUCUGUCGUCGCUGGGUGGUGCGGCAGGAUGGCCUACCAGCGCUGCUGUGGGUACUCCUACGCGGGAACGUUCGGCCUUUGCUGGUGGAUUUGGUGAUCCCAUCUUCGGCACGAUGGGUGAUUUGCAGUCCCCAAGCCUGUCGACCCUGGGCGGCAGCGGUUUGUUCAGCCCCCAUGCCGGCAUUUCUGGCACGGGCAGUCUGGGCCGCUCCAGCAAGUUGGGUUCUCUGUUCCCGGCCGCGAUGCAGGAGCAAAUGCAAGGUGAGCAGGGACGGUCGGAUCUGGCCGCUCUGGACGAGGCCGCUCGCCAACCUGGUAAGAACAUCGACGUGCCUGAGUAUGAGCAGGUCCUAAUGCACCAAUUAGACGCCCAACAGGAUAAGCCGGGCCAGACGAGCCAACCCGCAACUACCUCGGCUUCGCAAACCCCCGUGUCUGCGGUGGGCUCCAUUCCUACGUCGAUGGCACCCGAUGCACCCCCAACCAGCCAGACGCCUGGCCAAGCUGGAGCUCCUGGCUCUGUGCCUCCUGCCCAACAGCGGACCAUGGUGAUGCCGGAUCGGAUGCGUUGGAUCUACCGCGACCCGCAAGGCAACAUCCAGGGUCCCUGGACUGGACUGGAGAUGCACGACUGGUUCAAGGCAGGUUUCUUCAGUCCCGACCUGCAGAUCAAGAAACUCGAGGACCCCGAAUUUGAACCCCUUGCCCAGCUGGUGCGACGCAUCGGCAACUCGCGCGAACCCUUCCUGGUGCCUCAGAUCGGCAUUCCCCACGGUCCCGACCCCAGCCCUGGUCCCUGGACUGGGAACACUACCGGCACGGCUCAGCCUCCGUUCCCCGGCAGCUUCCCCAGCUUUGGUACCACCUUGACCGCUGAACAGCAGAAUGCGUUGGAACGUCGGAAGCAGGAGGAGCAGUAUUUGAUGGCACGUCAGAAGGAACACCUCGCUCAGCAGCAAGCGCUGAUGAAGCAAAUGCAGUUCCAGGGUGUCCCCCACACGAUGCACCCGCACCAGCUGCAGCAUCACUCCAGUGCCCACAGCCUCCACAGCCAGCCCAGUUUUGGCAGCAUCGCCUCGCCAGUCGGCUUCCAGCCCUCUCCCAUCCAAGCCCCGAUGCAGCAACCCCAGUCUGUUGCGGGCUUUUUCGAUGCCGCAGGACCGGUGAGAGCAAACCCACUGCCCAACAUUGGUCCCCAGAUGCUCGGCACUGAACUGGGCACUCCCCAGGAUCAGCUUCCCGCCCUCCUCGACCGCUUGAACGUGAACCGUCCGGAUCCUUUCGCAUUCGGCACCCCCGGCUCUUUUGCGGCUCGUCAGCCUGAUAGUCUGUUUCAUCAGCAGCAGGUUGCCAGCAUGCUCCAGGACCGUGCUCGUUUGCAACAGGAACAAGAACAGUUUGACAGCGCCCAGGGUGACAACCUCUUCGACCAGCAGGCACGGGAAGAGCGCCUCCGCCAAUUCCACGCUCUGAGAGCUCAGGAGGGUGAGUUGGGCCUCCGGACUGCCGAGGGUCUGCCCACGCACCCGGCCACAGUUCCCCAGCCGACUGAGCCCGAGGAAGUCGAGCCGGUGGCUGAGGCUGAGGAGCCUGCCCUGACGUUGUCGCAGCAGGUGCAAAAGGCCGCGUCUGCUCAGCGCAAGCAGCAGGAACAGUUGGAGCAACAAGAACAGCUUGAGCGCGAGCAGCAGGAGCAGCAAACUUCCGAUGUCGGUGAGGCCGCCUGGACUGCCAAGGGAGACAGUGCCAUGCCCCAGCCCUUCCCUCCGCCGCCCUCUGCCUCGCCGCUCCCGGCCCCGGCUGCUCAGCGCAACCGUCAGAAUGUUGCUGAGUCUCUGGCUGCCAACUCGCGUUCCCAGACCCAGACUCCCGUAGAGGCGCCGACCACUUCGAUCGCGCCUUGGGCAAAGGAAGCCAAUGAGGUGCCGAAGGGUCCUUCUCUGAAGGAGAUCCAGGAGGCCGAGGCCCGCAGCGCUGCGCAAAAGGAAGAGUUGGCGGCUGCUGCACGCCGUGCCCAGCUGCUGGCCGAGCAGGAGCGUCUCAGCCAAGUCCAGGCCCAGGCACCUGGCCUCCCGUCGACGGCUAACUGGGCCAGCGCUGGUUCUCCCGCUACACCUACAUCUUCAGGCUCAGUUUGGAACAACAAGGGUCAGGCUGCUCCCUCUGGCGCCGCUAAGAAGACUCUUGCACAGAUUCAGAAGGAAGAGGAGGCCCGUAAGCAGCGUCUGGCCGCUGCCGCCGCUGCUGCUCAGAGUGCGGCUGCCAGCCCCCCGACCGCCCCCUCUUCGACUGGAAAGCGGUAUGCGGAUCUUGCCAGCAAGGCUCCAGCGGCGUCUCCGGUCCCUGCUAGCGCCAGCACGUCGGGUGCCUGGACGACUGUCGGAGCGGGCGGCAAGCCCAAGCCCCCGCCGGCUGCUCCCGCCGGGCCUCGCUCGACCACCAGCGCAACUCCGGUGGCAGUUUCUCCCGUGAAGCCGAAGCCGGCGACUGUCGCGACUCCCCGGGCGGUUGCUGUCGCUACGCCUCCGGCCAACCCUAACCGCGCCGUGGAGGAGUUCACCAAGUGGGCCAAGCUUGCUUUGGGCAAGGGGCUGAACAGCAACAUCAAUGUGGACGACUUUGUACAGCAGCUGCUUUUCCUGCCUGCGGAGGCGGAGAUCAUCUCGGACUCGGUGUACGCCAACUCGCAGACGCUGGACGGCCGGCGAUUCGCGGAGGAGUUCAUCCGCCGGCGUAAGCUUGCCGACAAGGGCAUCGUGGACCCCGUGGCGGCGAGUGCUUUUGCAGAGAAGAACGCGGGCGGAUGGAGUGAAGUGGCCAAGAAGGGAUCUUCGAACGCGCAUCGUGAGGAGGACAACGGAAACGCAGCGUUCAAGGUGGUUGCGCCCCGCAAGAAGGGCAAGCGGUAG
Messenger RNA from Aspergillus niger, 4626 nucleotides. RefSeq lists its product as uncharacterized. Lineage: Eukaryota; Fungi; Ascomycota; Eurotiomycetes; Eurotiales; Aspergillaceae. The transcript is spliced from 4 exons. The coding region runs from base 1 to 4626 and encodes 1541 amino acids. The record is from RefSeq and is a predicted model, not a curated record. Gene Ontology annotation, molecular function: protein binding.